CUGCUGCGGCGCGGGACGCGGACGGCGCGUGCAGGUACAGACUCCCGAACACAUCUGGCUGCCCGCGCGGCGCGCACGCGCUUCAAGUGCUUCAGCACCAGAGAGUUCUGAAUUUCCAGACCCCCGGUGUUCUGAGUGAAGAUGGUUCCUGAGCUGUUCUGGGUCCUGGUCUUGGUGAGCUCUGCUGCCAGCGACCUGGACUCCCUGUUCCCGGACCUGGACCACUCCAGGACCAUCUAUGUGACAGAGAACGGCCCGCGGCUGUCGGUGGUGGCCGAACAGUCGAAGGUGGUGUCGGUCCGAGGCGGGAACGCUACGUUACCCUGUCGGAUCCAGCGUGACCAAUCCCUGGCUCCGGGCCGCAAGAUGAGGAUCAAGUGGACCAAGCUGACCUCGGACUUCCUGAAAGAGCUGGACGUGUUCGUCGCCAUGGAUACCCACCGCCGGAGCUACGGCAGCUUCCACGGCCGGGUGCAGCUGCGAGGCUCCGCCCCCCUGGACGCCUCGCUGGUCAUCACGGACAUCACCCUGGAGGAUUAUGGGAGAUAUAAAUGUGAAGUGAUCGACGGGCUGGAGGACGGGACGGCGGUCGUGGCUCUGGACCUGCAAGGCGUCGUCUUCCCGUACUUCCCCCGCCUCGGCCGCUACAACCUCAACUUCUACGACGCGGAGCGCGCCUGCCGGGACCAGGACGCCGUCGUGGCGUCCUUCGACCAGCUGUACGACGCCUGGCGGGCCGGCAUGGACUGGUGCAACGCCGGCUGGCUGAGCGACGGCUCGGUGCAGUACCCCAUCAACACCCCCCGGGAACCCUGCGGGGGCAAGAACACGGUGCCGGGGGUCCGCAACUACGGCCUGAGGGACAAGGACAAGAACCAGUACGACGUGUUCUGCUUCACCUCCCAGUACCAAGGCCGGUUCUACUACCUGAUCCACCCGUCCAAGCUGACGUACGACGAGGCGGUCCGGGCCUGCCAGAAGGACGGCGCUCAGAUCGCCAAAGUGGGCCAGAUGUUCGCCGCCUGGAAGCUGAGGGGCUUCGACCGCUGCGACGCCGGCUGGCUCGCCGACGGCAGCGUGCGCUACCCCAUCGCCACCCCGCGGCGGCGCUGCAGCCCCACCGAGGCCGCCGUGCGCUUCAACGGCUUCCCCGACAAGAAGCACAGGCUGUACGGAGUGUACUGCUUCAAGGGACACAACUGAGACAGACAGACACACACACACACAGACACACAGACACACACACACACACACACACACGCACACACACACACCUUCAUGGAAACCUUUGGACAAACUCAUGUUGUUACUUUGUACCUUCAACCAGGAAGUUUACACAUAUUUAAGGUUCUUAUUGUUUAAUCAAAGUCUUUAAA
Messenger RNA from Salarias fasciatus (jewelled blenny), 1376 nucleotides. RefSeq names its product hyaluronan and proteoglycan link protein 1b (gene hapln1b). Gene Ontology annotation, cellular component: perineuronal net; synapse. Lineage: Eukaryota; Metazoa; Chordata; Actinopteri; Blenniiformes; Blenniidae. Gene Ontology annotation, biological process: glial cell differentiation; central nervous system development; skeletal system development. Gene Ontology annotation, molecular function: hyaluronic acid binding. Bases 142 to 1203 code for a protein of 353 amino acids. The transcript is spliced from 6 exons. The record is from RefSeq and is a predicted model, not a curated record.